UUCGUCCCGGAAUAUCACUAUAUUUUGUCACCCUUCCCUGCGGACAUGGUACAUUCCUCUCAGCAGCUCCACAUGUAUCGUAACUUGUUACCUCUCCAGAGCUCACUGUGCCCUUCCUCAACCCUGAUGUUUUACUGUUCUGCAUACAGAAGAAGCGACAGUGUUUGGGCUCGCUUUGGAUUAUAGCGGAUUAAAUCACAGUUACGGAAUUGAUUAGUGCGUCUUAACAGAAGAAAAGGGAGUGGACGUGUCGUGAAGCAGGGGUGUGUGUAUGUGUGUGAGAGGGGGAGAGAGAGAGAGAGAGACUGUCUGUCUGCAUGUGUGAAUUUACCAGACCCAGUAAAUUGAGAGUGUAAGAGUGAGGGCGCUCUUGGGGGCGUAGCUCCACAAAGGGGCAGAGUUUCCAGGAGGAAGCCGGACAAACAUGAGCAAAUUGACGUUCCACAACAACAAGACCAUGCAGGAUCGCCGUUGUGUGUGUGUGUUUCUCCCAAAUGAUGAAACACUCAACGUCAUUGUCAGUGUGAAGACUUUGUGUCAGGAAUUGUUGGAGCAGGUAUGUGAUCUUCUCCGACUGAAGGACUGUCACCUGUUUGGCCUCAGCGUUGUUCAGAAUAAUGAGCACAUCUAUAUGGAACUGGAACAGAAGCUGUCGAAAUACUGUCCUAAGGAAUGGAAGCGAGAAGCGAGCAAGGGAAUUGAUCAAUUUGGGCCCCCAAUGAUUGUGCACUUUAGAGCUCAGUACUAUGUGGAGAAUGGCAGGCUUAUCAGUGAUCGCAUGGCAAGGUAUUAUUAUUACUGGCACUUGAGGAAGCAAGUUCUGCAGUCCCAAUGUGUCCAGCGGGAGGAGGCCUAUUUCUUGCUAGCUGCAUUUGCUCUUCAGGCUGACCUGGGAAACUACAAACGAAAUAAACACUUUAACUCCUACUUUCAGCCUGAGUCCUACUUUCCUUCCUGGGUGAUCACUAAGAGGGGAAGAGAUUAUAUUCUGCGGCAUAUCCCUAAUAUGCAUAAGGAACAGUUUGCUCUCACCGCAUCAGAGGCUCAACUGAAAUACAUCAAACAAGCAGCACUCCUGGAUGAUGUCACUGUACACUACUAUCGCCUUUAUAAGGAUAAGAAAGAAUUGGAGGCAUCUUUAACUCUGGGGCUUACUCUGCGUGGUAUCCAGAUCUUUCAGAAUGUGGGCAGUGUCCGGCAGCUUCUAUAUGAUUUCCCCUGGACAAACGUGGGCAAACUUGUAUUUGUGGGGAAAAGGUUUGAGAUCUUGCCUGAUGGUUUGCCCUCUGCUAGAAAGCUCACCUACUACACUGGCUGUCCAUUGCGUUCCCGCCAUCUCCUACAGUUACUUAGCAACAGCCACCGCCUAUACAUGAACCUUCAGCCCGUGCUUAAACAAGUCCGACGCCUAGAGGAGAACGAAGAAAAAAAGCAGUAUCGGGAGUCAUAUAUUAGUGAUGCUCUGGAGUUGGACAUGGAUCAGCUGGACCAGCGAUCUCGUGCUAGCGGCAGCAGCAUGGGCAGUGUUUCACGCCAAAAACGUUUCUCACGUCACUCCACAACCAGCCACAGCAGCUCACACACGUCGGGCAUCGAAACCGACAGCUUCCGUACUCCAGCACACACACCACACCGGCCACUCCGCUCACACUCCUCCUCCAAUACCAGCCACGCCAGCACACACACUUCUGGUAUCGAGAGCAGUGUCAAGGAGCGAGGCCUGGAUGAUGAUGAGAUUGAGAUGUUGGUCGACGAUCCUAAAGACUAUGAAGAACUCACUGAUUUAGCAUUGGAGCUCAGUCAGGACCUCUGUAUUCACAUCACUGAGGACAUGUUAACAUCUUCACAAAGCAAUGGCUACUCGGGCCUAGUUGUGAAGGAAGUAAGCUCAUCAACAUCGAGUUCGUCUGAGACUGUGGUGAAAAUGAAAGGUCAAAGCAUUGAAUCACUCCCUCAGAUGGUGUCAGGCAGGAAAUCUCAGAACUCCACAGACAGGCACAGCCAAUCACUGGAUGAUAUCCGUCUGUACCAGAGGAAUUCCCCAGAGUGGGUGGAGCCCUCACAGGACUCUGCCCACAGUUACACAUUUGGUUGUGUGGAGGAGCUUAGCAAUGGUUACCAGGGAGUGGCGGAACAGCGGGUUGGUAUCUGUGAUGACCAACACCCUUUUCCCAUCAAAAGAACCAACAAGUACUUCUCUCUGGACCUGAGUACAGAGGAGGUGCCCGAGUUUGUUGUGUGAAGAGGGAGGAAAAUCAAAUCAAAGAAAAACAAAUGAAAAACAUGACUGAGGACAUGUAUUUGUGUGCUUUUGUCUGUGUGUGCAUGUGUCUGCAUGUGUGUAUAUGAGAGAGUGUGACUAAGGAUCAUAAUGCAAGGAAGCUGCUGAAUUUCGGACGAGAAAGAGAAACCGCAACGGUCUGUCUCAGCUGCUUUAGCCAAACCUGAACCCCUGAACCGUGCAUUACAUGCUGAUCAGAAUGAGAUGUUCCAUUUCAUGUUCAUUGUGUUGGGCUUUUCUAGAGUGGCUGUUUGGUUUCUUCUCUGAUAUUAGAAGUUCUGUACAAGUCUGUGAGGAAGUCAUUCUUGUCUUUGUGUGAGUGCAUAUAAGUGUUUUUGAUCAUAUAUGAGCUAUUAACCAAAGAUGAGCAGUCCGCAGCGUUCAAUAAGCAACUGAACACGCAAGCCAUAUCAUAAUAUCUAAUGGACAGGAAUGGUACUAGUAUGAAUUUACAUUACCAGGCAAAGUUUGACACAAUAUAUGAACAUUUUUCAUUGACAUAUUUUGAUAAAUGCUUAUAGUUAAAACGGUUUCUAAGACAAAUGUAACUAGUGAAAUUGAUGGCCAUGUAUGUAUCUAUUUCUGAAACAGGAUAUCUUUUUGGGGGGUAAAUUGUUUCCCAAAACAAGUAGUUUUCAUUUAGAACAUUUGAGAGGCAACCAAUAAGUGCUCAAAACUCAAAAGCACCUCCUGGUUGAAACCUUUACAUGACAAAACUGGUUGAAUAAAUGGCAAGACUGUGCAAAACAUUUAAAUUUAAAUAUUUCUCAUUUUUAUUGUAAAUUAGAACAUAUGACAAAAAGCCUCCCUAUGAGCAGGUUUGUCCAAACUGUUGGUUGGUUGUGUGACGUGUGUGAUGUAUGUAUUGUGGUGCUGGCUGCUCUAAUUGAACCGCCUGUGCCUUUGUUACACUAUGCAAAUUUCAGACCCUGUUACUAGGAUUCUCUCAAGUCUCUCAUUUGUGCACUAAGCACAUUUUUACCCCUAUGCCAAGGAAAGAUGCAGUGAUAAUUAAUGUCUGUGUGGUCACAAGGCUCUCAGUGAUGCUUGAGUAGUUUCUGCUCUAAUGUUCAACCAAACCAAGCUGUGGUUAGUUGCAAAAAUGCAAUCAUAAUUUUGUCUUCUUUAAUCCUAAAAUAACCAAACCACAGUUUUCUUGCAUCAUGAGCCUGAGAGGACAGAAUAUUGAUGUUGUGCACAUAGAAUAGGGCUGGUGAAGUCCUCCAAAAACAAAGGUUGUUUUAUCAGUCACCAUAGUUUUGAGUUUACACUUGAUCAACUGUCAGGCAAAGCAGUAAAGUGGAAAAAUUUAGGGAUAGAAAAAUUGCUGGAGUUCCAGCCUCAGUGGUGUAAGAAUGGGAAGGAUCAUAAAAAAAAGCCAAACUUUCCAAGACAAAACCCCACCAACCAGUCCUUUCUUGCUAAUCUAUAUUUACCAUAAGACAAUAAUUUGUAUGUUUGUCUAUUUUUUUCUAAGUGUUGGUAAUGUUUCAUUAAUUAUUUUUUUACAAACUGGAACUUUUUAUUUUAUGAGUAUUUUGUUAAACUGUUGUUGUCCAAAAAGCGGGAGCCAUGUCUUUUGGUUACAUUUGUUUUGUCAGUAUUACUCUUGAAUGGAGGUCAGUAUUAGAAAUCCCAGUUCUCCCAGUUUAAGCCAUGUGCUUGUGUUUAUUUUGUAUUCUCGGUAUGGAAUUAUUCAGUAACCUAUAAUCAGUAACAUAUCAAUAACUAAUGAAGAUUUUAUAUAUUUCAGGUGUUAAAGCUGCAUUGUGUUUCUGUGUGUGUGCUCAAAACAAACAACAACUUAGGUUUCUUUCGCAGUUUCUUUUUUUGGGUCAUCAGUAGCACUUAUAUAUUCUCUCAUGCAUGUGGGGAGCUGCUCAGGUCCACAUGCAGUCUGUUCCAUCAUAUAGCACCAUGGUGAUUUCCCUCAGUCUUGCAAUCACAUUAAUACUUCACAUUACUGAAGAGUAAUUAUACUUGUCUCCCUCUUUGUAUUUCUGACAACAAACAGUUGUUAACCCAGCAAUCAAUAUUGUAAAUGUUUCUAUACUGCAGUUAACAAGUUAAUGACCAACAAAUAAAAUGGGAAACAAAAUAUCCCGAACUCAGUAAUGAUUUACAAGUAAAUCACUGGACUGAAACAGACCUUACCAAUAAUAUCCUUUUUUCGAUCCCUUUUAAAUUUGUCUGUCUGCAGUUAUUAAAAUCCUUUCUAUGAAAGGAAAUGCCCUAAUUAAUAUUGUUUAUCUUCUUUUUGUAAACCUGUUACUUGAUGCUUAUGUUGCCAUAAUGAAGUGUGGUGUGUGUCUUGCAGGUACUGAUGUCCUCUAAUGUAUGCAAUAAAGGGUACCUUUGCAAGAAAA
Molecule: messenger RNA, 4647 nt
Organism: Tachysurus vachellii
Lineage: Eukaryota; Metazoa; Chordata; Actinopteri; Siluriformes; Bagridae
Gene: frmd6
Product: FERM domain containing 6
Exons: 14
Coding region: 425-2242 (605 amino acids)
Biological process (GO): positive regulation of hippo signaling
Cellular component (GO): cytoskeleton; cytoplasmic side of apical plasma membrane
Source: RefSeq, a predicted model, not a curated record